ACUGGGGAGGAGUGACUUCAGCAGGAACUGUGAACUGCGUACAACACGGCAGCUUAAAGUCCGGAGUUGUUCAUUCAUUUGGACUGCGUUCAUUCUGCAGGCAGGCUGCUGCACACCCAAACCAAUCCAGGCUCACUCACAUCAGUCGCGUCAUGGCCGAAGUGGACGAGUCUCAGUUUUCUAUCAUGAGUCUGGAGGAUGAGCUGACCUGCAGCAUCUGUCUGAGCACCUUUGACUGUCCGGUCACCAUCCCCUGCGGACACAACUUCUGCCAGGACUGCCUGCUCGCCACAUGGAAGGAGUCGUACAGCUGCCCUCAGUGUCGGACCCUGUUCGCCACCAGACCCGAGCUGAAGAAAAACACGGUCCUCACCGCCGUCGUGGAGACCUUUAAAGUGAGAUCGAGCAAGAGCGAACCCAACCUGGCUGCAGAGGAGAGCCAAGUGAAGAAAAAGGAGAUCAUCCGCUGUGAUAGCUGCAUGGAAGCAGAGGCGUCGAAGACCUGCCUCACCUGCAUGGCGUCUUACUGUGAGGAGCACCUGCGGCCUCACCGGGAAAAUCCCAUUUUCCGUCUGCACAGCCUGAGCGAGCCUGUCGGGGACCUGUUGGAUCGCAUCUGCCCCGACCACCACAAGCUGAUGGAGCUCUUCUGCAGCCAGCAUGAUCGGCCAAUCUGCAGCUUCUGCCUCCAGCAGGUCCACAAAGGAUGCUCCUUCACGACCCCUGAUGAACAAAGGAGCCGGAAAGAGUCUGACCUGAGGAGCAAGUUGGGUUUGCUGGAUGGGAAGAUUGUGAAAAAUGAGACCAUCAUAUUUGAAAUGAAGGACAUGCAGAACAAGCUAAAGGACUUGGCGACCAGCAGGAAGAGAGCUCUGACAGCUGAGUAUCAGCAGAUGAGGGAGAUGUUGGUCCAAGAUGAGCGCGAUGCUCUGAACGCAGUGGACCGAGAGGUGGAAACUGGUCAGACCAAACUCAGAGUUCUUAUGAAGAAGUUUGGUGACAACAUUGACAACAUGACGAAAGCUAAAGAAGAAAUCCACAGCCUGCUGAGUCGCUCUCAAACCCAGGCCUUCCUGCAGGCACCAUUUAACCUCCCCCAAGCUAUUAACUUUGAGCCUUACUCCCCUAAAAUCAGCCUGGACUCCAAGAAGGUUUUGGCAUCACAGGCCUUUGCUGCUGCCCUGAAGCAGCAUCUGACAGAGCUCUUCAAACAGCCCGUCGAGAGCCGACUACCGUUAAAUACACCAGAAGUUAACCCUGAUAUUUUGGCAGCUGGUUCAGCCGCGGGGUCUACACUGAGCUCUGGAAAUUUAUUGGAAUAUGAGGUGGAGUCCAGUCCAGGUCGCCCUAAACUCCCCAGGUCUCACAGUCCAGGUCCUCAGGCCAAAACAGGCCAGAAGAAAAAGACUCCAAAACCCAAACCAAAAAAUCCUCAGACCACUGGGGACGGUAUGGGAGAUAAAACUACUGACCGUUCGAUGGAAAACCUGUUGGAGUUUGGAGGGAAACCCAGAGGCCGUACUCCUGCAGCUGAACCUAAACAGAAACCAGAAACUACAGAUAUUCCCCCGGACAUAAGCACAGCUGAAAAGAGAUGUGAACUACUGAAAUAUGGCACAGUACUCACCUUCAAUCCAAGGACCGCCCAUAAACGCAUCGCGCUGACUGAGAACUUCACUAAGGCCUCCGUGUCAGACGAGCACAUAAACUACCCCGACUGCCCCGAACGCUUUGCUGUCUGCUCCCAGGUGCUCGCCUCCAAGGGUUUCUCUACAGGGCGCCAUUACUGGGAAGUGCGACUGAGCAGCAGUAACUUCGUUGGCAUAGGCUUGGCUUACAACAGCAUCGACCGCAAAGGCCCCACCAGUCGACUGGGCCGCAACGCCCAGUCCUGGUGCGUCGAGUGGUUUAAUGUCAAGUUGUCAGUCUGGCAUAACAGCAGCGAGACCGUGCUUGUUAAUCCAAAUCCAAAGCGCGUAGGUGUGCUGUUGGAUUGUGAGGCCGGCACAGCUACGUUCUACAACGUGGCUGACAGGGCAUAUCCCUUCCACUCCUUCAUGUUCCCCUUCGCUCAGGCUGUCUAUCCAGCAUUCUGGAUUUUCUCAAGUGGCUCCUCCAUUACUUUGUGCAAGCUGCAGUAAUGAGUUUGCAGUCAGCCAGUCGGCUCUUUGUUAAAGGUGCCCGGUGGAGUAUUCUUGUAAACACGUAACUGUUAUUGUCACUUUGUAACUAUACGUAACUGUAGAAUAUUCAUCAAAUUUUUUGAGGUCCAAAGGUCUAAAAGUGCAGGAAAAAAGUGUUGCAAAGCUAAUUUAUUAAAAUUGAUUACUUAAUUAACAAGGUAAUUAUUAUGGUUAACAACCUGCUUUCUACUUAACUGCAUCUGUAGGUGUUGGUUGCUGCAUUUGUUGGCUUUUUGGAUUCAUGAACUGGUUCAGUAAAUAACCGUGAAACUAAACUGAGGUAUCAUAAAUCUUAUGCAUCAGUGCUGACAGUAGUUAGAAGCUCCACAGGGCACCUUUAAUCAAUCACUCUUUAUUACAGAGUUAAUCUACAUAAAAUUAUAUAAAAUUAUUUCAAUGGAGGAACAAAAAAAGAUUGAUUAGAAAAAGUAAUUAAAAGUAGUAGUCUUUGUUGACGUUUGAUCAGGAUAAAUAUCACUGUCUCAUAGAAGAGAUUUCUGUUACUGCUUUUCAUGUACAUCAGGGGUGUCAAACAUGAGGCCUGUGGGCUAGGAUUGGCCAAACAAAGAUUCCAAACUGGCCCACUGGGCAGCUUUGGAAAAUGUGAAGAAGGGCAAACAUUUUGGACUCGUAACUGUAUUUUCAUAGGUUUUACAGCUUUGGCUGCAGAUAUGGACAUUCCCCGUGCCGAUUCAUGCUACAUUAAAGUAACUGAUACACAAAAAAAUGUUACGGUCUACCACAGAAAUUUAAUUCUUUUUACAAUGGGUCCACAUAAAAAUUGCAUUUUCUGUGAAUUAACAAAAAUAUUCUGUUUUAUAAUUACAGUCUGGGCAGUGAGCUAUGAGAGCCUUCCUGUAAUUAUACACAUUUAUUAAUUUUCAUUUUAAGCCCAGAGUCAUGCUGACAGAUUUCUGUCGUUUAAUACAGCAGGACUUCCUUAUGAUGUAGAAAAAGAGAUGUGCUUUUGAAACUUGUAUUAAGCUAUUUUAGGGAGUUAACAUCUUUAUACUGACAGAACUGGGAGUUUCAUUGGUCCAGCCCAAAAGAUCAAAGUGGUCUGUAUGUGGCCCACAGUGGGAAAUGAGUUUGACAUUCCUGAUGUACGAUAAGCAGAACUGUUGCUCUAGCUGCCAAAUCUUGGGGCUAUUUCCAACUUUUUGAACCUCUGACCGCCCACAUAACCAUCCACCCAUUUAUAAUAACGAUGACUCCAAACUAUGCGACAGCACGUAAUGUCAAUACCUAAGUUAGGCAGCAAAGCAUUGUUGUUGCAAUCAGUGCUGUUAAUGCACUGUCCUGCUACUGAGUGAAAAUAUCUUGGUGGUAUUUGAGGGUAAUAAAACAUUCAGCUACACAUGUGCAUCCAAAUACUUGCUGUGCACCGCGUGUAGCUGUACUUACCAAUCUCAAAAUGGCAAGUGGGAGAACAGAAAUGCUCGAUUUGAGACACAGAAUGUGAAUGUCCUGAUUAGUAGUGCUUUCUGCUAAUAACGUCUGUAAGAUCUGAGGAAUAUAUGACGGCGGUUUCUCUGUCCUGUCUGACAGUACUAGUAGACAGAGUUACGCAAACAACCGAAGUGGAUAUCAAGAGUUAAUGCCAUGUCAUAUCUGAUGUUAUUAACUUUUGUUAUGUGUGCUGGAUGCGAUAAACAGCAGCUGAAUUCAUUAAAAUGAAGCUGUCGUAAAACGCAGGUAAUGCACUAUAUCCUGUUUUCUAGUGACUGUGAAGCAAAUAUGUGUUCUAGUCACUUUAUGAAAAGUAUUUAAAAACAAAGUUUGCUUUUAAAACAGCAUCAAGUCAAAAUGAAAUGUCUUGGUGUCAAGAGAAAGCAGGAUAGAAAAACAACAUCAGGCCUACUCAUUGCUUCAUUCACCCCCCUUCUCAAGAGAAGAUAAAAACCAUACAUAUGUUGUUGUUGGGUGUUUUUUCAUGUAUACGAUAAUUUCACUUUCAGUGGUGGCAGGGUUUCCUUGUGGUGGUUUAUUUUUCAGAGAUUUGAUUUAUUUCCUGCUUUUUCUGCAGUUCUUGCAGAACACACACACAUACAGUGUGUGUCCUGUGCAGGUUUUGUAUCGUGCACUGUAGAACAGAUGUGACUACAGCUGGAUCAAGAAGUGAGUCUACCUGUGAAGCACAUGUUUACGUAGUGUUUCGAUAUCAAUUCUACAUUUGGAAACUUUGUUUUGGAGUGUGGGAACUGAGGUUCUAAGACUGAGUGAUGCAGCGGUUUUUCAUGAUAUGAACAAUGUGUGGUGACCUUUAAAAUUUCCCUCAGCGUUGUGUUGCAAACUGCAAAAAUGCUAAAUGUAAAUACCUGACAUCUGAAGAUUGAUAUGAAGCUAGAGUGACUUCCAUUUGUCAGUUUCUAAAAUAUGUUUCUGCGAUAUGAUUGGCUGCUUAAUGUGCACAAGCACCGCACAUGUCAUGGCAAUGUUAUCAGCGUAAGUGAAUCUAUGCUGUAGCUUGUAUCACCCAGCUCUAAAUGCUCACUUCUUUCAACUGAUGGGAACAGAAGCCAUGUUUCCUCUGUUUUCAUCAUGUUCUGAAAGUCUCUCUCCUCUCUUUUGUAUUUGGGUUGUUUUUAUGGCAUUUUGGCCUAAAUGAUGGUGUUUGAGUCAGGAAAUAACGGAAAAAGAGUCACUGAUUAUCUGCAGCUGAUCAGAUCCUGGGCUGGAUUUGAUCCUGGGAUAUCAUGUUUGCAUGGGAUGCCCCAUAGAAGUAAAAUGCUAUACACGUUUUCCUAUGGUAGGCAUAUUAAACUAACAAGCCAUCAGAAAACCUUGUUGGCUUGUAAAAAGGUGGAGGAAAUGUAGUAAAACAUACAGUUUCAUAGGGGUAAAUUAUUUGUUUUAGCAAAGUUUACUCCGGCCUGUAAGAACAGUGACUCGCUUCCUGAUGUGGCACGCUCCAGUCCACCAGGUGUUAAAGUGUUUAAUAUAGUGAUCACUUUAAGAGUCAGACGUGCAUCUUAUAGAAAUGAGACUGCAAGUGUUAAACAUCUUCAGUGUGCUUUAACAGUGAAGUUUGCGGUUCAAUCACAGCUCCUCUAACUUGGUUCUUUUUGACAAAGUUAAACAAACUUUACUAUAUUUAAAAGAUUCAGAAGACUCUUUUGUUCCGACUGACUGAUAAGCAAGGAAAGGUUCACACGUAAACAGCGUGCAUCCAUAAACUAAGUAUAAUUUCAGGUUGUACACUGAUAUUGGUGUACUGCAUCUGAACCUGUGGUGAAAUGAGCUAUCACAGUGGAGAAAGCACGGAAGGGUUUAAGAAACUAUCAAUACCUUUCCUGAACCAUGGUGACACUUGUGUACUCUUACUACCUUAAGUUGAAAUCACAUAAUAAUGGUGUGUACAAUUAAUCAAAAUAUUUUACUUCCUGUAGCUUCUGUUUUUGCUCUUAAAAUGUUUCCGAGUUUAAGCAGACUCCAGGACUGUGAUUUGUUCUGUGUAAAUUAGUGAAUGUCAGCUUAACUGUAGUCUUUGCAUCACACGGAAGUGUAGCAGUAUGUGUGUUUCUGUAACGCUUUAAUGGUUAACUAUUUUGUGCCCUCACUGUCUUUGAAAAAGUGCUCGUUAGUACAUUAUAUUUAAGGUGUUCAUGCUGUAUUCUGUUUAAUUGCUAUAUUGCAUAAUUAAAAACUGCAUUACCAAUCAACCAGUGAAUAUUGCUAAUAAAGUGUUUUUCUGAUUCUGAAA
This is a messenger RNA of Oreochromis aureus, 5886 nucleotides long. RefSeq names its product tripartite motif containing 25 (gene trim25). The coding region runs from base 153 to 2141 and encodes 662 amino acids. The record is from RefSeq and is a predicted model, not a curated record. NCBI's taxonomy places the organism in Eukaryota, Metazoa, Chordata, Actinopteri, Cichliformes, Cichlidae. The transcript has 11 exons. Gene Ontology annotation, molecular function: protein binding; zinc ion binding.